Xenia sp. Carnegie-2017 is the source of this 1839-nucleotide messenger RNA. RefSeq names its product fork head domain-containing protein FD2-like. The coding region runs from base 609 to 1397 and encodes 262 amino acids. Gene Ontology annotation, biological process: anatomical structure morphogenesis; cell differentiation; regulation of transcription by RNA polymerase II. Gene Ontology annotation, molecular function: RNA polymerase II cis-regulatory region sequence-specific DNA binding; DNA-binding transcription factor activity, RNA polymerase II-specific. The record is from RefSeq and is a predicted model, not a curated record. Lineage: Eukaryota; Metazoa; Cnidaria; Anthozoa; Malacalcyonacea; Xeniidae. The transcript has a single exon.
GAAUACAAAUUGCUUAGAGAAAUUCUCCAGCUAUUUGGCAUAUGGAGGAGAGGAGCUUAAGCCAAAAUGAUACAGCUGAUGGGAAUAUAUAGACUGGCGAUAAUGGAGUGGAUGAUAUUAGGCAAUCUAAACAAGAUUGAUUCUGUUUGAACGUAAAGCUUUUUAAAGUCAACACACAUAUAUGGUACGCAUGGCUAGCAGCCAAUCAGAAGGCGUUGUUACAACGCAGAGGCAAUACUAAUUCUGUUGUGUCUACUUUAUUUGCAAUCACAUAAAAGUUUGCUUUCAACUGCUCGCACACAAAUAUCAACAUCAAUUCUGAAAGGCGAGGAACACAAGCAGAAUUAAUCUCUCAUUGGAUGAACGUGCUCCUAUACACUAGUCGUAUUUGAAACAGAGAGGUGAUCAUUUGUUCAACUAUUUGUCAACUAAAAGGUACUUUGUUGAAGAUUUUUACAAGAAAAUAACGUUGUCUAGUUUUCAUUUCGAGUGAUCCAAGUUCACUAUUGAGAACAGUUAGAAGCUGUUUGUAAAGAUAGGAGGAAGUCAGUGAACAAAGCGUAUAAUCCUAAUCAUCGUCAUUCAGAGGACGUGUAUAUUAAUAUAUCAUGGCGAUGUCUUGUCUUCGAGAUUCUCAUACUGCUUAUAUAAAUCUUGACACUGACAUGUCGAAUUUCACACAUUAUCGUGGCGCAGCACAUGAGAGUACUUUUCCCCCUGAAAAUUAUCUAACUGGCUAUCAACAUACUGCAUUCACACGUAUCCCUUGGGAUUGCGGAAUGUACGGAGUUGAUCCCUACUAUCAAACAUUGUUCCCGUACGGCAGCUUUCAUGGGUCUAGUGCCUUCUUCCCACGAGCGUUCAAGUCGUUCUACAUGGAUGAGGAGAAACCAAACCAGUCCUACAUCGGUCUCAUAGGCCAAGCCAUUAUGAGCAGCCCUGAAAAAAAGAUGGUGCUCAGCAAUAUAUACAAGUGGGUACUGCUACAUUAUCCUUAUUUCCGUAACAAGGGACCUGGGUGGAAAAAUAGCGUGCGUCACAAUCUAUCCUUAAAUGAUUGCUUCGUUAAAGCUGGACGAAGUCCUAACGGUAAAGGGAAUUACUGGGCCAUCAACCCCGAAAAUUAUGACGAUUUCAGAAAGGGAGACUUCAGAAGACGUAAAUCCCAAAGACGUAGUAGGAAAUGUAUGGAACUGAGUACAAGAGAAAAUGGUGACAGCAUGAAGCAGGUUUCAUUGUCUACACCUGAACAACACACAAUAAAUAAUGUCGAGAAUGAAGAUUGCGUUAAAAAACAAAACCUCUACGAACUAGAGGCUCCAAAAGAAGAUACAAAAAUUCGUCGAAUCUUUGAUGUGGAAAACCUGUUGCGGAUGGAGUCGUCUUCUUCAAAUUGAUGGAAUUACGAAAGAAGAUUGUUAAGUCCAUAUGUUGUAAAUAUGGUAGGUAGUACGUGUAUAUAUUCUGUCUUGAUCAAACCAAAUGAAACUCUGUUGUCAUAUUGUGUUUGUGGACAAAGACUGCUGAACGUUGGCUUUUUGUGAGUGAGAACAUAUCAUGUGAUUUAAUCAAUAGAAUAAAUGACAUAUAAAUAUUUAACAAAUAAUAUAUAUAUCUGGAAUAUAUUUGUGGAUAAUGAAUGGUAAAAGUAAACUUUAAUUCUUUAUUUGUGUUAAUUGUAGCUUAAUUAAACCCCUAUUUAUUCUACACUUCAUAUAGAAUACUCAUAUUCUACACCUUAUAUAUCAUACUCAUGAACUCAAUAUAGUUCUCUUCGUUAUUUAAUGACAAAUAAUGUCAUAUUGCGCAAACACGAGAGCCAAUAAAUUUUGGAUGAGA